Molecule: messenger RNA, 1506 nt
Organism: Eutrema salsugineum
Lineage: Eukaryota; Viridiplantae; Streptophyta; Magnoliopsida; Brassicales; Brassicaceae
Exons: 3
Coding region: 1-1290 (429 amino acids)
Source: RefSeq, a predicted model, not a curated record
AUGGAACUAAGGCCGAGAAUGCUCAAAGACUGCCUUUUGGAAGAUUCCAAUUCCUGUUCAUCAAACGGGUUCAAAUCGAUUCCAAGACGGCCUACUCUCAACCAGUUCCCACUGAUACCAACAAAGAGGAAAGAAUCCAAUGCAUUGCAGGCUUUGAUUAACGUCGUUAAGAACCUCCGUUCCAACGCCGUCAAAUCCACUCCAUCAGGGCUUUUACCAAGGAGCCUUUCUCGCCGGUUAUCAUCCAAGAACAAAGCAGUAGAAAACAAAGCAAUCAUCACCGUCGUUCGAGUCAAAGACAUCGUACGGUGGAGCUCCUCCAAGGACCUGCAUGAAGAAGACAUAUCACAUUUUGAACCGUCUCCACCUCGUCAGUACACGACCAAGACGAUCACGACAACAACCACGGGAUCCUCCACAACCAGCGGCACAUCCUGCAGCAGUUGGUGCGACUCGGAUUUUACUUCUGAGUUUUUACCGUCAUCAUGGGGAGGAGGUAACGUUGAAAAAGAGGGUGGUGAAAACAAAUUACUAUGUGUCGGCGAAGAUUCUUGCACAGCAGUAACAGACGCCGACACUGAAGUGGGACCUCAGGAGGACUUACAAUGUGAAAAAGAGCAAAAUAGCCCCGUCUCUGUUCUUGAGAUUCAACAUGGGGAAGAUUCCGAAGCAUCAGACUCUUCUUUGAGUCAAUGCCUUGACAAUGUGGAAAGAACAAAACAAAAGCUCAUGCAAACGAUUCAACGGUUUGAGAAUUUGGCUAACAUUAGUCCUUUCAAUUUGGACGAAUGGGUCUCAAUGGAUGAGGAAUCUUGCACGGAAGAAGGACUAGAGACAGAUAUCAUAUAUGAUGAUGAAAAUUGUGAUACUGGCAACAUAGAGGUUGAAGAUGAAGACGUUGAUGAGGUUGAAGAGAAAGCAGCUCAGCUAUGGGACCGAGUCAGAGAAAGACAUGCCAUUUGGAUCCACGAAGAACAUCUGAUAAUGGACUAUUUCAGAGAUGAACUGAUGCAAAAUACAAACUCAUCUCACGAAACUUACAGAGAUUAUCAACACUUUGAAGACGAAUUGGUGGGCGAGGCAAAAGAAUGGUUACAGGGACAAAGAGUAUCCGAGCUUGAACGUGGAACAGGUGAGCAGAGAAGACAGGCAUGUGCUAGAGAAAUUGAAAGACAAGACUGGAACGAGAAACGGAUGAAGGAAGAGCGGGAAGAGGUGGCUGUGCAGAUUGAGGAUGGAGUUUUCAGCCUGUUGAUGAAAGAAACUUUAGAUGCGAUCUGCCAAUGCUGAUUCCAGUCACAUGAACAAAGCAAGAAGCAGAAUCAAUGGUUAAAUUCUCCUCGGCAGAUGAAUCGAACUAAUGGUCAUGAAAGCUGCGAGAAGAAGACAAAUGUAGCUAUCAAACUCAUUCAGGUAUCAUAAGUUUAAGCUUAUAACUUAGCAGGCAGAAACAGUUUUGAUAAGGGCGGGACAGAGUCUUUUUGCUCUACUUUCCGUAAGAAUAAA